ACGAGGUCCCUUUAAUGCGAAUGACCCCCCAAAACAAUAAUCUUCCCGUCGUCUAUAGAUCAGAUAUUGAAAUUAGACCUAACGCAGCAAAGGAGACAAGUCCGCUUAUCGGGUAAAAGCAAAUCCGUAUGUAAGCUAUAGCCUACACUUCCUUAGUUAACAAGUUACCUAGCUUAGCUACGUGAACGCUUCCGCUAUAUUUAUCAGCCUACUGUGCAGAAUCCCCUGAUUAAUGUUCCCUGGAGGGUCUGAAUGGUGUUUUCGGACGCGACCUGUCCUCAUUUCGUCCUGAACAAUUUAAGAUUAAUCCUCUACGCUAUCGCGCGACGCAGCACGAACCAAUGUGGCUCGGCGAAACCGAGGGCACGUGGCCGCGGAGCGGGACACGUGCGGACGACCACUCAGCACGCGCUGCCGUUUCAGCCCGUGGUAGGACAUUAGAGGGCGGCAACAUUCAAGUGGUCGGUCAUCCUGACAAACGUUCAGUGAUUAUACCUGUGUACAAUGGUGCUGAGUGGCUGGACGAGUGCCUUCAGGCUGUACUUGAGCAAGACUUCUUGGGCACGAUGGAGCUCUCAGUGUACGAUGAUGCUAGUGUGGAUAAUUCCAGAGCAGUUGUUGAGGGUUGGCGAGAAAGAAUGGAGAAGAGAGGCUUAUCCAUGGUGAUAUCAGGCCAUAGUUCUCCCAAACCAAGAGGAGUUGGGUUUGCCAAAAACCAGGCUGUGUGUCAGAGCUCUGGACGAUACCUCUGCUUCCAGGAUGCGGAUGAUGUCAUGAUGCCACAGAGAGUGAGACUGCAGUAUGAGAUAGCUGUCCAUAACCCUACUGCUAUUGUUGGUUGUCAGGUGCGGCGUGUUCCAGAGGGUUCUACAGAGCGCUACACUAGAUGGAUUAACUCUCUUAGUCCAGAGAAACUCCUCACUCAGGUGUACACCUCACAUGGUCCAACGGUUGUCAUGCCAACUUGGUUUUGCUCACGUGAUUGGUUCCAUAAAGUUGGCCCAUUUGACGAAGGAGGCAAGGGUGUUGCAGAGGACUUGCUGUUGUUCUACAGUAGUCUUCGUCUGGGAGGGGGCGUGGUCAGAGUGGAUGAGUGUCUCCUGGUCUAUCGAUAUCACAAACUUGCUGCUACACACUCCGUGCUUGAGGAGACCAUCUGGAACCUUCGAGUUGACUUCCUGCAAGAGAGAGUGCUCAGCCAAUGGGAUUCCUUCACCAUAUGGAAUGCUGGAAAACAGGGGCGGAAAUUCUAUCGGAGCCUGAGUCCCACCAAUCAGAAGAAGGUCAAGGCAUUCUGUGAUGUAGAUGAGAACAAAAUUAAAAAGGGCUUCUAUACAUAUGAGGAGUCAAAGGAACAGCCCAAGCCCAAGAUUCCAGUGCUGCACUUCACAGAUUCAUCUCCUCCAUUUAUAGUUUGUGUUAAACUGGAUAUGACAGGUGGUGUGUUGGAGGGGAAUUUGCAGUCUCUGCAGUUGAGGGAGGGCGUGGAUUACUACCACUUCAGCUGAGCUCACAAGAUGGACAGAUGAUCAGAUGUGAGGACUGUCCAUAGAGUGAGAGACAGAGAGAGAGCAAGAUACAGAGAAUGACUUCUCGAGAUGGAGAUAUGAAAAGCAUUAGAGAGACAGCUAAGGACCGGGUUAGACUGAUGGGUAUAGUUAAUUUCUGUUUUGAGAACUGUUGCUUUUGUCCCUCUGGUUAAUCUGUGCUGACAGCUUGAGAAAAGUGUCACAUCUAUUUAGCACCUAGCCUCCAACACACACACACACACACACACACACACACACACACACACACACAAACACACACAAACA
Messenger RNA from Electrophorus electricus (electric eel), 1814 nucleotides. RefSeq names its product queuosine-tRNA galactosyltransferase (gene qtgal). NCBI's taxonomy places the organism in Eukaryota, Metazoa, Chordata, Actinopteri, Gymnotiformes, Gymnotidae. The record is from RefSeq and is a predicted model, not a curated record.